CCAGAAGUUACUACUUACCAACUAUUGUGGGGGUAAACACAUAAAUCCCCACAGUUCCUGUAAAGUUGAUUUUUCGCCGCUUGCUUGUUGUUUCCACUUGUUUUCGGAGCUUCGGAUUUUUAAAUAACUCACAAAAAUGAGUAUCCUCUCCUACAAUGGAAGUGCUAUGCUAGCAAUGAGGGGAAAAAAUUGCGUGGCAAUAGCGGCUGAUCGACGUUUUGGAAUUCAAUUAAAGACAGUGUCGACGGAUAUGCAGAAAAUUUACGAGAUGGGUCCACAUUUAUUUCUCGGACUUCCGGGCCUAGUGACCGACAGUCAAACAGUGAUGGAGAGACUGCGAUUUAGAUUAAAUUUGUAUGAACUCAAAGAAAAUCGACGAAUUCAUCCUAAAACUUUUAGUUCAAUGGUAUCGAAUCUUCUCUACGAGAGGCGCUUUGGACCAUAUUUUAUUGAGCCAAUUAUCGCUGGUCUUGAUCCAGUUACAUUUGAGCCUUAUAUUUGUAAUAUGGAUCUAAUUGGCUGCAUCAAUGAGCCAGCUGAUUUUGUCGUUGGCGGUGGAUGCACCGAGCAAUUGUACGGAAUGUGCGAAGCUCUCUAUGAACCAAAUUUGGAGGCUGACGAUCUUUUUGAAACUAUCAGUCAGGCUUUGGUGAACGCCUGUGAUCGUGACGCUCUUUCUGGUUGGGGUGCCGUCGUACACAUCAUAGAAAAGGACAAAGUUACGACUAGGAUGGUGAAAACUCGUAUGGAUUAAGGAUUCCUUUUUUUUAAAUUCCGAUUAUUUACUACUUCUUAUAUUUUGAAAAAUAAAAUUUAAUGCCGA
Messenger RNA from Leptopilina heterotoma, 823 nucleotides. It is a transcript of the gene Prosbeta3, whose product is annotated as proteasome subunit beta type-3. Gene Ontology annotation, biological process: proteasome-mediated ubiquitin-dependent protein catabolic process. Bases 137 to 754 code for a protein of 205 amino acids. Gene Ontology annotation, cellular component: proteasome core complex, beta-subunit complex; proteasome core complex. The record is from RefSeq and is a predicted model, not a curated record. The transcript has 3 exons. Lineage: Eukaryota; Metazoa; Arthropoda; Insecta; Hymenoptera; Figitidae.